This is a messenger RNA of Octopus sinensis (East Asian common octopus), 7314 nucleotides long. RefSeq lists its product as uncharacterized. Lineage: Eukaryota; Metazoa; Mollusca; Cephalopoda; Octopoda; Octopodidae. The coding region runs from base 136 to 7056 and encodes 2306 amino acids. The transcript has 37 exons. The record is from RefSeq and is a predicted model, not a curated record. Gene Ontology annotation, biological process: signal transduction; detection of mechanical stimulus. Gene Ontology annotation, molecular function: calcium ion binding; calcium channel activity; protein binding. Gene Ontology annotation, cellular component: membrane.
CACAAACACUUCAAUUAUAUAUUAUACAUGUGGGCCUACUUGCUACCUAAUCACAAAGAAAUUAAACACCAUCUUUCAAACUUUCUCAGAAGAGUUUUCCGAUGCUAGCGUGAAGCAGAGGAACAAAAAUCAGACAUGGAACUAUUAUUUUGGAAGAAUUCGGAAAAGCAUCUUCGCUGCGUCUUUGCAACAUUGAUGUAUCUUCUCCUAACAGAUAAUACCACAGUCACAUCAUAUACACAUAGCGAUUGCUUAACAGACAGUGAUAUUGUUACAAAUUUUGAAUUUCAACCCACUAAAGUUGAUACAGCUGAUGGCGAAGAAUGCUGUAAGAAAAAGUGUCUGUUUGAUUCUGAAUGUGUGGGUAUCACCUGGCAUUCCACAGGAACAUGUAAUAUGUACUCAAAACUUUCAAGUAUAACUCUUUCACCGUUCAACACACAUAUUUUGUGUCCAGAGUGUCCAGUAGGAUGGAAUAUGAUAAACGGAACAUGCUACGUCGUGCAUGGGAAUUGUGCAGCUCAGUAUUCUUCUUCUCUUGCCACGUUUUACUGGGAUCGAGAUGUUUUACUUUAUGCCAUCUCCAAGUUUGGUACAGAUUUCCUUUUAAGUGGUAUCACAAAGACAAAUGACGCAUGGAAUAUUUCAGGCUUAGAUCCUUUUGUCACAGGGAAUGGAAGCCAGCUCCUGUAUGAGGCAAAGCUAUUGAAAGCUGAAGAUAAUCCACCAAAUCUUUUCAAUCUGUGUCAGACGAAUUCAUCUAGAAAAUAUUUCCCUCAACCAUCAGCCGAUUUGCUUAACUGUUCAACGCCACAGAUGUACAGUUCAUUCAAUUAUACCCAGAUACCGACAUCCUUAAAUAUAACAUAUGAAUCAAGUACAAUCAUAACCACUCCUGCAACUUCAAACACUCCACUCACGAACUCAACUACUCAAACUCCGGUCACGAACUCAACCACUCAAGCCCCACUCACGAACUCAACUACUCAAACUCCGGUCACGAACUCAGCUACUCAAACUCCAGUCACGGGCUCAACCACUCAAACCCCAGUCACGAACUCAACCACUCAAACCCCAGUCACAAACUCAACAACUCAAACUCCUUCCAUGAGUCCAACCACUGCAGCUCCAACCACGACUGCAACCUCAAAGCCUCCACUCACAGAUUCAACCACUCAAACAUCACCGUAUUAUUCAACCACAACCACUGAGACAACAUCCACGGGGUUGCCCUCAGCCAGUCCUACCACAACUGUGCAAGUAACAACAGAAGCGGUAUCCAAGCAACUCCAGAAAGAAAUUGAAAGCAUGUCCAAUAAAACUAAUUCUUCACAAUUUCGCGAUAUUGCAAAAAGAGUUACAGACACUUUUAAAAGCAUUACAGAAAAUGAAACAGAGAAACUGUCAGAGGCUUUUAACAAUAUGACAGAUAAGCUGUUAAAAGGAAAUUACUCAGAAGACGAAUACAUUGACAUCCUCACAGGUCUAUCAGAAGUAAACGAAGCACUCGAGACUAAGUUACCAACUCUUAAUCUUAUGCCAACAAUGUUGAAGGCAAGCACUGGAAUAAUGAAAUCAAAGGAACCUGGUAGCAACUUCAAUAUCACAUUAAAAGGUGUGGAGUUCGUGGUUAAAAAGACAGAAGAAAAUGAUUUCGAUGCUUUCUAUCUGGAGACGAAAUCAGGGAGUCUGAAUAUACCGAAAGAAAUACAGGAAACUCAACCAGGAUCGAUUAUAACGUUUGUCGGCUACACAAAUGACGUCAAGUUUCAUGGUUUAGAGAACGCUCUCCUUUCUUCGAGCGCUGUUAUAAGUAUUCAGACCAAUGAUGGCGAGGACAUCAAGAUUGAUGAUGAUGAUGUGAAGUACAAACUCAGCUUGAAAUGCGAAAAAGUGAAAUUACAGAACCAAUCCUCAUUUAAACCAGACAAAACAAGCGGAAAAUAUUCUUUUAAAGUAAAGUUAAAUAGAAUUGGUUUGACACUUGUGGAAAUAUUGAAAGAGAGUUCAAUUGAAAUAUGGGGCAAGAUUAAUGAGGUACCAACAAAGAAUAACUACCAUUUCUAUUACUCUUCUCUUAGUGGACAACAGGAACCAAAAAAAGUGAUCAACUUACAAGGAAUCGAUGUGAAACAGAGUGAAGAAAAACUGCAUGUUACAGUGACGGAUCAGGCAGAGGGUUCAGAAAUAUGUCUUGUUGUGAGCACCGGACAGGCAACAGAUGGAAGUAUCCAAAAGAGAAGUAUACCACGUAAUUUACAGACGAAAAUUGUAAGUUUCACUCCACAUGUUUAUGAUGAUGGAAGAAAAAAUAAGAAACCAAACAAUGAUAUAAAGACUAAAGCCUUGGAAACCAAUUAUAAUUUGGUGUUAGAAAGCAACCUUUUUGGCACUUUUACUUCAGUUAUUGAAAUCAUUACACCCGGCAAACUUGACUUUGAUGAAAUAUUCUUCAACUUGGAUGAAAAAAUCUUGGAAAACCCAUUCAUCCUAGCUGUACUUUUGGUCAUAUUUAUCAUAUACUGUGUGUUGGCUAUUUUUGUUCGACAUUUAGACAAGCACGACAGAGUCAAUUGGGAAUUCCUACCUUUGGUAGACAACGUAGCCAAAGAUAAGUAUUUGUAUCUACUAAGAGUAUACACUGGAAUACAAUCACCACGCUCCUUUACGGCCACUCCAUAUUUUUUACUGAAAGGAAAAUCAGGGAAGACCGACAUACGAAUUCUCAAAGAUGGCGUCAGAAAAAAUUUCAGGAGUGGAACAAUGUCAGAUUUUAUUUUGCAAACCAAUGUCCAUCUUGGGCCACUGCAGUCUCUAAAACUUUGGCAUGACAGUGAAGGUAAAAGUCCAGAUUGGUUCUUGACCAAUAUUGAAAUCAAAGAUAUGACUACAAAUAAUUGGUAUUGUUUUGAAUGCAACAACUGGUUAGCCUUUGACAAAGGUGAUGGCUUGAUUAUCCGAAAAUUAAAACCAACAACUGGACAGCUGUUUGAUCUCUUCGAGGUGACCAAAAGCAGAAUCUACAGAUCCUUAUUUGAUGAUCAUCUCUAUUUCUCGAUCGUUAAACGACCUCAUGCCAGUAAAUUCACACGUGUACAGAGACUGUCGUCUGUAACAGCUAUACUUUACCUGUCACUUGUCAGUAGUGCCAUGUUUUUUAAACCAGAUGAAAAUCCUUCUGGAAAGGUGAUCCGCAUCGGAAUUUUAACAAUUUCUUCAAAGGAGAUUUUUGUUGGAAUAAUCGGUUCCAUAAUAAUGAUUGUACCGACUUCUAUGAUCAUCUUUCUUUUCAAAACAAGAAAGAGCAGAGGAGAACAACCAAGAGAAGACAAGGAAAAGAAGGCAUCAAUUAGAGAGCAGCUGAAAGGGUUUCGAUUCCCAUGGUGGACAGUAUAUAUUGCGUAUCUGAUUGUGUUUUCAUCGAUAGGUGUUUCGGCAUUUAUUACAUUUUCUUACAGUAUGAAAUGGGGAAAAGAACUAUCACUACGUUGGCUGCUAUCUGUGUUUGUCAAUGUGUCUGGUUCUAUAUUAUUUGUGCAACCUUUAAAGGUUGUCUUCACAGCCAUGUUACUAUCAUUUAUCUUUAAGUCACCAGCAACAGAGGAAGACAAAUAUGCAGCUGCCCUCAGCAAUGAUCGGUUUAAGGAUUUGUCACAGUUUCCUGUUGUUCCAAAGGAAUCUUUGAAAAUCUGUCCCAUGCCAAAUUUGGCAUCUGAAGAUUGGCAGAAGAAGAAAGAAAUCCUGCAACUCGAUUAUAAACUCUUCAAUAUGUUCCAGUCUCUUUUCUUCCGUUGUUUAUAUAUUGUACUUUUGGUCAUUCUUAUUGCUAAUGAAUCGGUAAACAAAUGUUUUCAGCAGAAUAAUUCUAUUGAAAAUAUUUUCCACAUCGAAAAAUUCUCACAGAAAGAUGGCAUUGAAUCGAUGUGGGAUUGGAUAGAAAAGUAUGCUGUUCCAGGAAUCUUCCCACUCACAGACAGUAAUGGUAAGGAACUGAAACUGUACGACCAAUAUUUCCUGCCAGACAAAACCAACAGGCGUCUUGGAGGCAUUCGUCUGAGACAGAUAAGAAUGGUAAAAGUUCCAUGCCACAUGUCGAAACUAGUCAAAAUGUGCAUUCCAAACUAUUCUGCAGAACAUGAAGAUACAAAGGAUUAUCUACCAGGCUGGAAAAUUGGUGCUAAGCAGAAAGAAGAUGAGAAAUAUAUAACUGCUGCAUUCAAAUAUACUUCUGAAGAGAAAGCUGGAUAUAGCUUCACUAAUUAUGGAGUACAAGGAAAUUAUGAAAGUGCUGGUUAUAUGAUUGAUAUAAACGAGAGACACAAGAAAGCAAAAUCUUUGUUCAAGACACUUCGUUCGAACACCUGGAUAGACGAGCGUACCCGAGCGGUAAUCAUUGACAUUAGCACAUACAAUGCUAAUUCUGGACUUUUCACAUCAACUAAAAUUAUGAUUGAGAGAUUGUCCUGUGGUAGAAUGGAGCCAUCUAUUCGUUCACUCAGCUUCAAGUUCCAUCCAUUUGUUGAUCCUCUUGAUUACUUGGUGUUUCUGAUAAUCAUCAUUGUUGGAAUUUUAUGUUUGAUAACUUUGGUAGGAGUUGUGAUAGCCAUUAAGAAACGGCGUAUGCAAGCCCUGCGUGAAUAUCACACCCUGAUGAAUAUGGCAACUGUAAUCUCCAUCGUAGUCAUCCAGAUUGGCUUCGGCUUGAGAAUUGAUGCUCUUCUUCAAAUUCAGGGUAAAUUGGUCAAGAAUCCAGAUGCAUAUGCAUCAGGGAACUUAAUGGCAUCCAGAGUGACGGUGUAUUUUGCUGGUCUCUGUGCCUGUGUGAUAGUAUUCGCCAUCAAACUACUACAGCCACUUGCCUUGAAUUACCACCUGUUCCUGAUGAAGGCCAGUAUCGUGUUAUCAUUGCCAUCGAUUGCAUCAUUCAGUGUCGUCCUUUUCUUCCUUAUGACAGCUUUUGCAAUCGCCAUUCACAUAACUUUCAAUAACGUAUCAAUAUAUUUCAUCGAUUUGAAAUCCACCUACCUGGCUCUCUUCCGCAUUUUCCUUGCCAUGGGCAAAUUCAAAGAGACUUUCGGAUUAGAUAACAUCAUGUCGAACAUGAUUUUCUUCGUCUACGCCUUGCUCGUGUCUAUCAUUCUGUUAAAUGUAUGCAUUAGUAUUAUCAACGAUACGUUUAGCUUUGUCAAAAACAGCAUUAAUUGCCUUGGAUUUGAAUACUGUUUUGAUUCCAAACUCAAUGAACAUUUCUGGUACAGAAUGACCACUCUCUUUCACAAGAAGAAAAUAUCCAGCGAAGAGAAAUAUUUACCAAUGAGAAUGAAUUCUCAGAUAACAAAGAAAGUAUUUCAAAAAUUCGAUCUUCUUGUUUGUGAGUCCAUCAGUGACUUUGAAGAAAUAAGUUGGAUGUUGCUGACGAAAUACAUAAAUUGUUAUCUGAAUAUGCAUCUCAGGAAACCUGGCUUUGAAAGCUUCCAGACCAAAUUACACGGUGCCGGUGAUGCUAUGAAGCUUUUUCAGCCAGUUUUCACAGAUAUGUGCCAGAUUGGAAAUCAGUUGGAAGUUAAAAAGAUCAACAAUGGAGGAGCAUCAUGGACACUUUGGUAUUAUUGGAAAUAUAAGGACCCUGUUCUGAAAAUAUGUUGUAAAUGCCAUAAUGGAGAUGUUCCUGAAAUAUUAUGCUAUGAUGUGACUGAUAAAAAAUAUCAGAUGUUACCACAAAUGCAACAAUCCCAGUUUGUGGGUCCUGUCGUCUGGGUUUGUCAACCAACAACCUGUAAUGUAGACCAGUCAACCUUAGAGAUUACAUCAUUUUGUCAUGAAACCCUUCACCAAUAUCACAGUUGUGAACUCAUCGAAAGCAGUGAUGGAAUUAAUUGGUCAAAUUCUUAUGAUGAUGAUGAUGAUGACAUGAUUGACUGCAAUGAAGUGGAGUCUCCUCAUCUAGAAGAGCAUAGUUACCAGGAUGAGAAGUUGAUAAGACAGCUACCCUGUUAUAUUGCUCUCACCAAACGGAUGAGAGCAGAAACCUGGCUGUUUCAUGGCACAAAGCUGGUCUCAUCUUUGGAACCAAACCUGUCCAUUAUGAUCCCACGAGAAGCAAGUCUCUCUCAGAAGAUCGUCAUAAGACUUAAAUUAAACCCUUACCAACCGAUACCUCAGUUGUUCCUCACCUUCAACAUAGAUUUGCAGCAACCAAUCACAGUCCAUUUUUCUACUACAAGCAAUAAUACAUUUCCAGAUUUGCAGCUGUAUUCCAAGAACCGUUCCUCACAAUGGACUGAGGAAGCCAUUCAGAUAUCCCAAAACCAAGGAAUUAGCUUUAAGAUAAAGCCACCCUCAAAAUGUGAAACUGUGUAUAUGUUGAAGCCACCACACAUACUGUGGGACUGGCAGAAACAGCUGCAAUGUAUCAAAGAUCCUGUUAACAAAGAUUUCCUUCUGCAAGUAUCAACUGCUAUUGGAAACAAAUGGCAACUUCUGGCACAAGAACUGAAAGUCUCAGGGCUGGUUAUGAAACGGAUAAAGACAACUGCCAGUGAUAAAGCUCCUCAUGUGGCCUGUUUCAACAUGUUAAUGGCAUGGCAUAACUCUCUACCUGUUACAAGCGAUAAGGUAAAACCCCUUGCUUCAGCUCUCUCAGUCCUUGGCUACCAACAACUUGCAGAACAAUUAAACACAAGAGAAGAAGAGUACAGUUACAAGUGUCAAACAACUCUCUCUGAUUGUGAGAAAAAGAAAUUCUUUGAUUUCCUUUGCCGUUCUAAAGCUCUGGCAAUCAGAUGGCAAGAACUGGCCACAUACCUGGGUAUUUCAGAAGAAACACAGGUAAACAUUGACAAACGUGUCGAUCUAUCUCUUCGAGAAAAGUGCUUUUCUGUCUUGGAAUGUUGGCAAAAAUACGAUCAAGAACAACUCCAGAAAUCUCUCACAAAACUCGGUUACCAGUUCCUUGCUUGCAGAGUUCCUGCUUUCAACCAGAAAACUGAAAUACCACCACCACCUCCUCAACCAACAACCACCACCACCAUCACCACCUUUGAUAUUAUUCCAUAACAACCAAAGUACUCAAUUUGGUAUCAAAGGAUUAUUUUUCUGUUUUGCUAGUUUGUUUGUUUCUUUGGAUUUUUGUGGUUCUCGUCACUGUUUAAGAUUUUGUUCCAAUUGUUUUCAAAUUUGGAAUAUGGAUUAAAUGUUGUCUACUAAUUAUGAAAAUGAGGUUCGUUUUUUUUCUAUAAAUCCAUAAUUAAAAAAUUAUUAGCCUUUAAAAUUUGCAAAAUUUGGGUAUUUUAACCAAUCAGAAACAAGUAUUUU